AUGGAGGCCAACAUUACCCGGUGGCAUGAAGUUCGAGACGAAAAGCUCCGGGAUUAUCGAGCAGGUCUCGAGGCUGAGCAGCGAGCAGCUGCGCUAGAAGCUUUUCAAAGGGCGAUGGAUGAGAUUUCGUCGGCAUCAUCGGAAGAGGACGACACAGUGUUGUUGCAGUAUUCAGCUUCCUUACGAUCCCCACGAAAAGAAUCAUGGUCGCGGCACGAAUACUAUCCAAGCUACAAUUCAGCGUCGGGCGAAAUGGAUGAACAUCGCGAGUCUGCUAGCGAGCCACAACAAGAUAGUCCCGCAACUGAAGAACCAGGUGCAACCGGUCCAUCUACAGAUACUGCCGAUCAGCUGCGAGAGUAUUAUCGGGGUCUCAGUGCUCGACGUUCAGUCAAGAGAGCACGAUUUGCUUCGAGCGCUCCUUCCGAUCAAAUGGUUCAACAAAGUCCUGAACGAAAGCCUAGCAACGAACACGCGGAUGCAACACCAGCUGCAGACACUAUUACCACUGCAUCCGAGACAACCUGGUGGGUCGAGGAGGAAGAAGCUGAAAAGUGGAAACGUUCUUCAGAAAACGAUGUCACCAACGUUGAAGGCAGUGUGUCCGAAGCUUGUUCCUUGGUACAUGGUCAUAAUUCACUCGCUUCGCAACUAAAUAAUCGCUCCACAGCACCGUCGCCACCAAAAGAGGAUCUGACCCUACCGUUACCUUCAAAAUCCCCAAUCAAGUCUACAGCAAGGAGCUCCCCAGUGCGGAAAUCCAAAUAG
Molecule: messenger RNA, 768 nt
Organism: Phytophthora nicotianae INRA-310
Lineage: Eukaryota; Oomycota; Peronosporomycetes; Peronosporales; Peronosporaceae
Exons: 1
Coding region: 1-768 (255 amino acids)
Source: RefSeq, a predicted model, not a curated record